This is a messenger RNA of Heterobasidion irregulare TC 32-1, 1872 nucleotides long. RefSeq lists its product as uncharacterized. The record is from RefSeq and is a predicted model, not a curated record. Gene Ontology annotation, molecular function: sequence-specific DNA binding; zinc ion binding; DNA-binding transcription factor activity, RNA polymerase II-specific. Gene Ontology annotation, cellular component: nucleus. The transcript is spliced from 3 exons. The coding region runs from base 58 to 1455 and encodes 465 amino acids. NCBI's taxonomy places the organism in Eukaryota, Fungi, Basidiomycota, Agaricomycetes, Russulales, Bondarzewiaceae. Gene Ontology annotation, biological process: positive regulation of transcription by RNA polymerase II.
UCCACCUCCUCUCAACCGCUCUGAGCACUUCCUGCUCGCAUCUCCUCGCACACAGCCAUGUCUUCCUCCUCCUCCUUUACGCCGUUCACGGACGACUACCCCACCCCCCGUCUCAGCGGCCGUUUCCCAAACGACCCAGCCUACCCUGACCUCGCCGGUCGUGGCACAUCCUCUCCCGCCACCCGACCCACCAGCGCCCCCACAAAUCUGUCUGCUGACUGGACCAGCGGCAGAGAAAAUAUCUCGCACCAUUCAUUCUCCGGGCCCCAAUGGGACCUUGCCUACGACCGCCGCUCGCUCUCCGGCCAUCGGCUCGACGCGUCCGCCUCCCCGAACACCUUCCCCUCGUCCCCUUCCAGCUGCUCGUUACCUUCCCCGCCCUCCGCCAGUACCUCUCUUCCGAACGACGCGGACAACGCCUGGAAUCUUAUUCCGUAUCACGUGGCCUGGGGCCCCGAGUACGAGGAAUAUCGUGCAGGCACCUUGCCGGGCCCAGAGGGGGACUGUAUCUUCCUCCGCUCUCCGACGCCGCUAAAGAACCAGCGAGCGGUCGAGGCCUGCAAGAAGUGCCGAGAGCGCAAGGCUAAGUGUUCCGGUACUCGCCCGUCGUGUGCCCGAUGCACCUCACGAGGUUAUGCCUGUCAAUACGCCUCAGAGGCGGAACCAGACCGGGGCCCAGCCAAGAAUCGUCGUCGCCGCCGAGACGUGACUACGGUCGCCUCUCCGCCGGUAGUGCGCGUCGUCGGCGACGAUGUCUCUUCUGAGAAGGACUAUCACACUCGCGACCUCUCCCUCAAGCAUGAGGACGAUCCACUGGCUUUCGCAUAUCCGCUGGGUGUGAGCCCUGCGGCUGUGUCAUGGGAGGGCUCGACUCCCUCUGAUGAGUUCGCCAUGGACGAGGCGUGGCGGUUCCCCGAGCACACGUCCUCUACGCCUAGCGACGAUGGUUCGCUGAUCCAUUACCAAGAUUCAGCUUAUCCUGUUCAUUCGUACUCUGACGAGCUUCAACAUCUCCAUCUCCCGAGUGAUGCCUCCAUCCUUGCGCCUCGACCACUUCGUCAUCUAUCAUCUACAUCCCUCCUCGGGGCCUCCGGCGACCAGUCUUCCUCUGCCUCUCUUUCAUUCGACGGCUCUGUGUCACAGACCACAUUCGGUGCCCCUUUGCCCUCCCACUACGCCUCCAUCGAUGGCAGCUUCCAGACGCCGUCCGAGGAUGCUCACAUCCACUAUGAUCUCCCUCCAUCAUAUGUCUCAUCUACCAUGUCACCCCAUUACUUCUCCGGCGACGUGUUAUACAAUGCGCAGCACGCUGAUCCAUAUAAACUUGGAGCGGCACCUGUCUUUCACCAAGACUUUGGGACCGGUUACCAGGAGUCGGAUAGUGCUGCUGCCCCCCAAUUUUCGACAUACGCUCCCCUUUCAUCAGCGUACACGCCGUUCCCUCGAGGCUCCUAGGGAGCUGGUGGCAUAGCCACGCGGCACCGACGAGAUUGCUCCCGGUUGCUGCUAUUGCGAUAGUGUAUACCCUCUGAUAGGGUUAACCCUUUCAGCUAAAUCCGUGGAAUCGUCUACCUUUUUGAGAUUGACUUGCUGCGGACUCAUUUGUGUUAUAUAACUCAUGCUCGUGGACGAUCUUCUGUCUCCUGUCACCGGUUCCAUCUUGUUCACUUGCAAACCCCACAUUGUUCUGUAUUGACUGCUUCAUUUCUUGUCUCGAUUCUUGGUCUUCACACUGGUCUUGUGCUUCGUACAUCUCACCGCUUGAAAAAGUAUUCAUUUGGUCAUUAUAUCAUACUCUCCACCACCUACACUACUCGUACAAAUACGUACACUGCAAUGGCACAUUCGAAAAUCGAGUUUUUCGACCUCCUU